GCGGGUCCAUGGCCGUCGCGGGGGCGGCGGAGGCUCGAGCGGAAAUUUGAAUUAAAUCUAAAUGAGCGUCGCCGGCGGCCCCGAGAAAUGGAGAAAAUGGUCCUCGGCUUUCUCCUCUUCAUCGCCCCGGCUUUCCCCGUUGGACCGUCGCGCAUGGAGUUUCACGCUGAGGCUAAAGAAUUAUGUUUUGGAGUGAACAACGAGCCUUACUGGUGUGAGACAGGAUACUGCUGUGGGGAAACCGAGUGUUGCACCUACUAUUACGAACUGUGGUGGUUCUGGCUGGUCUGGACUAUCAUUAUUAUGCUUAGCUGUUGCUGUGCUUAUCGGCACCGUCGUGUGAAACUGCGGUUACAACAGGAGCAGCGUCAGAGGGAGAUCAGCUUGAUGGCCUACCAGGGCGCUAGCACCUACACGACUCAGCCAUUGGAUUUAAGAUUCUGGACAAACUGUAAGCUACCAGACUACGAGGAAGUGGCAGGGCACCCACCGACACCCCCACCUCCCUAUACUGAACUACAGCAGCAGAAUGCGCAGACUUCUAGCCAUGAAACCGCAGUUGUCGAGAGCCAGCCUGCCUUGCAGGAGUCUGUGACCUCACUUGUGCCAGAGGCAGCAACACAAGAAGUAGAGUCCAGCCCAUCCGUUUGCGAACAGGAGGAUGACCAUCAGGUGUCAGACACCACUACAGGGGCACUGCCCAGUUAUCCAGCUGACAGAGAAAACGGUGAUGUCUUUGGAGAUGAGGAAUCUGCUGCACCCUCAGCUUCUGAUUUUAAAACGUUGGACAUGAAUUCUGACUUAUGCGACCAAGGGGAAGGGAAGGAAGAAAGCUCAAGGCACAGGCGAAUCACCGGAGACUCUGGCAUAGAGGUGUGUGUGUGCCAGAUGGAUGAGGACCCUUAUCAUGAGGAAGUGGGCCUGAUGGGUGGCAUUGGUGCCCAGGAAUGUUGCGAGCCCCAGUCGUCUUGUAACUCUCACCUUCGCACAGAGCAGCUCUCCAAGCAGGCUCAAAAUAUGCAGCCUAAGCUGCAUACUGCUAAAGAACAAGAGGAGGACAAUGACGUUGUGUAACAAGUGCCACUGUUACUAGUGCGCAAGAGUAAAACAGAUGGUGCAAUCUAUGACCGCUGACUGUUCAGCAUUAACUCUGGGCUUAUCUAAUGUUUUCCAUCAGGUGCAAGAUGCAGGUUGUAGUCUAUAGAUGCAGGGUUUGGGAUUGGUCCAGGGUUGCACAAUCACGGUUGCCUGCUCAUAAGCCAGAUUUCCUGCUAGCAUUUUUUUUUAAUUGACUGUAGCACUAUACAUUAUAUUGAUGAUUUUUCAAAUAUUUGUCUUCAGGACCUCUUAUCGAAAACAUUAAGAAUUGUUUUGUCAUUUUUGAAACAAAAUUCAGUUCUUAUGUUUUGUGUUUUUUUUAAAAAGGGAGAGUGAGGUGAGAAGCUUUUCCCCAACCACCUCCCAAGAUCAUCCCAUUUUGAGGAGGAGGGGAUGGGGCCUGUGAAUGAGGGUUCUGCCAGUGCUGUUGUGUAGCUUUGAUUGGAGGCAUAGAAGAGUUGUUCAGGUUGUUUGUUAAUGACAUGGCUCCUUUUCUCCUUGCAGUGGGCAUAUACCUCCUACAUGGAGUUCCUCACCAAAAGGCCUGCCUAGGAUUAAUAGAUCAGUGCGUGGUGACUCUAUGCCCUGUGGUGUAGCAUUAUUGCCUCAUUACUGCCAUAUACCCCCAGGGUGUCUCUUUUUUUUCACUUUGAUAAUUUAUUAUGAGUGGACCUGUUUGAUUACAGUAUUGCCCAUCUGAUUCCUGGUUGAGAUGGGGGUUUCGUUUCAACAGCUGUUGUUGUCUCGACUGCACUCAUGCAUCAAGUAUUUCUGCAUACAAGUUUAUUUUUUUUGUAAGUUUAAUUUUAGAUUUGAUCCUACUAACUAUAUUUCUGUGGUACUGUUGGUAAAAGUUUAACUGAAGAACAUUUUACCAAUGAAUGUUAAUGUUCAAGUGAAUUACAAAGCUUUCAUAUUAAGCAUAGCACCAUCCACAGCUUAAAAAAAGCCAAACCUAAGGCCUUCACUUAUAGGAUGCUAAUACUGUUUUAUAACAGUAGCACAAUAGAUGCCACACAUCUCAGUGUUGUGGUUUUUCUGCACAGCUGAAAUAAUCUCAGCGUUGUCCUCAGGAUUUCAGCAAUGUUGGAUGUGUGAUCUUUUCAUCAUAAAUGGUACAGACUUCCGCUCUUCUGUACUUUGGCUAUGUCUGGAGAGAGCAUUUUGAACUAUAUAACAGGCGGAAAUACUGGUAGGUACAUGAGUAUCACAAGGUGGGAGCAAUUGGAAAUGUAAUAAAUAUAUUGCUACAAUGUUAAAGUGUAUUGGGUCAAAUGUGUUACUUUUCUCCUCAUGGCCUAUUGGUGCCAACACUCAAUCUACAUUUAUGCCAUUGUUUUAAAGUGAAUUGUGACAACUAGCACACAAGUGUUAAGUACAGAGCUGUACAAAAAUAUACAACCGUAUGUACCUCUGAUUAAUCUGAUGUCAGUGUAGAAAAGACAACAUUAAAUCUAGCUAGGCAGAACCUUUGACCGAGAAAAGCCAGGUACUACAUGUGAGUUAGAAGGAAAAACAGUCUCGUAACAGCGAUGUUGUGGGGGUGGGGGAAUUGUGAAUGGAACUGAGUGACUGAGUGAUAACUAUAGCUCAGAAAUUGUCCCCAUGAGCUCUGCCAAGCCUAUAUUCCUAACCCUCCCCUAAAAACAUGGAGAAAAGUAUCAUGAGCAACACUGAAAAUGCUGCUAAAAAUCACUACAAAAAUGAAAAAGGAAGCCAGAUUGAGAAUUAAGCAAAACACAGUUUUGAAGCAAGAAACAUAAACUUUGAGUUCAGAAUGUUUGUGAAUUGUAAUAAGACUGGAGACAAAUAGUUCUACGGUUCAUAAACAUUGGACUAGAAUGAAGGACAAAUGUCUUACAAGGAGUUGGAAUGAGAGAAAAACAGAAGCAACCUUCACUGCAAGGUACGGGCAUUUAUUAUGAAGUAACAAAACAGACAUUGAUUAAGGCAGAAUAAGUGAGGAUGUGUUACAUCACACAUCCUUUCAGUGUAAAUUCUGAACUUAGUGAAAGACAGGAUGAUUUAGUUGGAUUCAAGAUCAGUGGAAAACUGAGAAUCUAAGGCCAGUAUCACAGAUACGGAAUGCUGGCUGACUUGUCCUCUUAGAGUCAAUUUUCAAUGUUAACAAGUAAUUAAAAACUCGUGCUCUAUUCCACAUAACCAAAUGUUACAAGUCACAAUAGCAUGGAAAGAGCGAGCAACUUCUAAAAAAUGACCUUUAAGUGAACAGAGAGUAUUGUGUACUUGGGUCAUCCACAUGAUGAAGUUAGACAAAAGAUAGCAACUGCAAGAAAAGGUUUUUAAACAACGUAUGAAGGAGCUCAUAGUAAAACUAAGCUGGUGGUGAGCAAGAUGUUUAAAUUUCUGAUUUGAAAACUCAACCUUGAACAAUAAAGGCAGGUCCUAAAGAUUGGAGGCCUUCAAGAUUUAUGUGAUAGAUGUAGCUGGAAAAUGAGUGAAAUAAGGAGGCUCCUUGAAUUAUCACAAAGGAAAACUGAAAAGUCAGAUUAGGAUGAGGGACAUAGCACAGGAAUCAGAAGGAAAGUUGUUUGUCAACAGAAAGCUUGGUAACAUACGCAGUGACAGGUAAGGAAUAAUGUGGCUGGAUGAUGGGAUGGAAACUCCAGGCGCCCACACAAUCCAUCUGAGCAGAAAUGUAAAUAUAUGGAGUAUUUGGGAUAUAAACCUGGAGAGCGGAGAGAAAGGGAACAGUUGAACAAAGCUCCUCAGACUGUGUCUUUUUAUGUAAGUAAUCAGGUGUCCUUUUUUAAAUAUAUUAGCUUGAGGGAGAAUGUCAUUUUUGCAGUAGUGGAAUGCCGUUAUAUUUUGAUGCCUUUUUAAAAAAUACAUUUUAAUUUUGUAAUACUUUGAUAGACAUUGUUAGAAAAUGCAUGUUCUAAGGUGUGAUGAAAUUUCAUUGUACUAUUCUCUAAAAAUUACAAUGCUGAAGUCUUUUAUAUAUAAAUAAAAAAAACAUGGAUUCUUUGC
Molecule: messenger RNA, 4089 nt
Organism: Carcharodon carcharias (great white shark)
Lineage: Eukaryota; Metazoa; Chordata; Chondrichthyes; Lamniformes; Lamnidae
Product: WW domain-binding protein 1-like
Exons: 4
Coding region: 88-1074 (328 amino acids)
Source: RefSeq, a predicted model, not a curated record